Molecule: messenger RNA, 1307 nt
Organism: Chlamydomonas reinhardtii
Lineage: Eukaryota; Viridiplantae; Chlorophyta; Chlorophyceae; Chlamydomonadales; Chlamydomonadaceae
Exons: 3
Coding region: 114-479 (121 amino acids)
Biological process (GO): electron transport chain
Molecular function (GO): 2 iron, 2 sulfur cluster binding; electron transfer activity
Source: RefSeq, a predicted model, not a curated record
GAAAAGCCGCAGCAACUGGUCUUAGCCGCGCACUACUUGAUAAUUCGAGUUAUGUGGUGCUCGCUCGCCACGCUGUAGCUCAUUCUAUCCACUUAAAAACCGCAGUGAUGGCCAUGAUCGUGCGUCGCCCUAUGCUGACUGCCCGCGCUCCGGCACGCGUGGCUGUCGCGCCCCUGCGUACUCGCGUCAUCUCGCACUUUAAGGUCACGUUUAAGACCCCCAAGGGCGAGAAGACGAUUGACGUGGAGGCCGACAAGUACCUGCUCGAUGCCGCCGAGGAGGCGGGCAUGGACCUGCCCUACUCGUGCCGCUCGGGCGGCUGCUCGACGUGCUGCGGCAAGCUGGAGUCGGGCACCGUGGACCAGUCCGACCAGAACAUGCUGGACGAGGACCAGCUGAAGCAGGGCUUCGUGCUGACGUGCGUGGCCUACCCCACCAGCGACAUCGUCAUCCUGACCGACCAGGAGUCCAAGCUCUAAAGGCAGCGACGGUGACGCAGCGAUGCAGCUGCAUUGCGCAUGUGGCGCAUGACACGUGGCGCGCACGCUGUGUGCGUAUGUUUCAGGAAGCAGGCUUGGCCGGGUCGGGGUGGGGGCCAUGCUGGAGGUUUGGUACUGUCAUAUAGAGUUGUAAAGGGGGCACCGUUGGAGAGUUAUACGCCCCGCGCUCCCACCACCGCCCGCCAAAGCUCGCGGCUGGUUCAAUAGAAGAGCGUUUCUGAUUGGAAAGCAAGUGUACCAAUGUGUUGGUGUUGCUAAUGGACUGGUCAGGCAUUCUGACACUAGUGCGUGCCGUCAACUCCAUAUAUAAAUUAGUUGCGGCCGUGCGCGUAUAUGUUCGUGUGGCGCAUUAGGGGGGCUGUGAAUUGUCAACGGGUCCACGCACACUGUUCCAGUGUCCCGUGAGGAGUCUCGUACAUGCUGUGUCUGGGUAGUAAGCGCUCAAGAUCGUCAAUGGGGGCUGUAACUGCUGUUUCACUUACCGUGCGCUUCGGUGUCUUUGGGUCCCUGUCCAGUGCCCAGCUCAUCCUUGCCAAUCAAAACAUUGCACGGCUUGGUGGUGCAGUUGCAAGCCCCGCACUGCGACGCGUGUGUAUAAAAGCCUCGUGUGGAGGACUGGGCCUGAUUUGCAGCGACCAGCAAAUUAUGAACGGGGAUGUCUUACGGAUGACGAGGUGGGGCUGCGUGCUCCAACGGUUACACGGUGUGCGGUCGACACAUUGACAGCGCCUCAGGAUGACACCGGAGUAGUGCGUCUCAGGGGUGGUGUGUCCUGCAUUUUGCCCACGCUUUAAUCCUCAUGCACAC